This is a messenger RNA of Rhopalosiphum padi (bird cherry-oat aphid), 3745 nucleotides long. Its product is annotated as hemicentin-2-like. Gene Ontology annotation, biological process: synapse organization. The transcript has 7 exons. The record is from RefSeq and is a predicted model, not a curated record. Bases 538 to 1545 code for a protein of 335 amino acids. Gene Ontology annotation, cellular component: neuron projection membrane. NCBI's taxonomy places the organism in Eukaryota, Metazoa, Arthropoda, Insecta, Hemiptera, Aphididae.
UAUCGUUUACCAGUCGCCGUUCGCCUUCGUCCGCACGAUUUUCCGCGUUCGUCCCGUCGCGCUAUUGGCUCCAAACCGCACGAUACCGCCGUCACGUUUACGCGAAAAAUUUUCAAUUUUUACAACCGAUACAAAUAGACACGUUGCGAUCGUGAGGCCCUGUCGAAUCGAUUUCGCAGUACUGCUCGUCGGUCAGUCGCGUGUUCCGAUUUUCCAUUCCGAAAUUAAUAUUUCUCUCGGUGUGUCGUGCGGUAACGUAUUAUAGUGUGAUAGUGCCGUUAAAUUAUCACGCACGACAUAACUGUAUUAUUGACGACGGAUAUUAUUACCAUCGCCGCAGUCCGUACCCGUGGACCAGUCGUCCGAAUAUCGUCUGCAACACGCUUCGGGUGAAGAAAACAGAAAUCUCGCCGAUAAACCUCACACAUCACGUACACCGUCGAUGUUCGCUAUGCCAGUGGUCAUAAACGGUCCCAGCGGUCGUCGCGACGCGUGAAAACAGCUUACCAAACGUGUCGACGUGAUCGCACGUGCACGAUGAGGCCGUUCGUGGUUGGCGUGGGAUUGGCACUGCUGCUGGCCAUCGGAACGUUCCACAGCGCCGUAUGUUCGCAAAACGGCGAUGGAAAAAAAAAUUCAGUGCCGGAAACUGGAGGAAAACCUAUCGAAAAACCUUUGGCUCCCGUUCGCGGUAUCUCUACUGCGCUGCCGCCGCGUAACACAACAAACUCGACCGCCACGGUGGGUACCGCGACCACACCGGAUGUGACGAACGCGACGCAAAGCAGUGCACUGGACGACGCGCAACUCCAACGGACACUACUCAAACCGAAGUUUUUGACGGAAAACUCGUCGACCGUCGUCGCACAGACGGGAGCUUCCAGUCGGAUAUCCUGUCUCGUCGCCAACCUGGGUGACUGCGUGGUUUCCUGGAUUCGUAGACGAGACUACCGACUACUCACGGUCGGCCUAUCAACAUACACGGAAGAUUUGCGGUUUCAAUCUCUGCACCACGUUCAGACUGGGGAUUGGACGUUACAAAUAAAAUACGUUCAGCUACGAGAUGCCGGUUUGUACGAGUGUCAAAUAUCAUCACAUCCACCGAAAAGCAUUUUUAUCAAUUUAAAAGUUGUCGAGGCACAGGCCGAGAUAGCCGGUGCUUCCGAGAAGUAUCUGAUGUUGAAUAGCCCGCUGCAUUUGGAAUGUGUGGUCCAACAGAGCCCCGUGGACCCGGUGUAUAUAUUCUGGUACCACGACAGCCGAAUGAUCAACUACGACAUCGACCGGGGCGUGAACGUCACGUCUGACUUACCGAACAAGCACAGCGCAUUGUACAUUGAACGCGCGUCUCGCGCCCAUUCCGGCAACUACACGUGUGCACCGAGCAACGCGUUCCCUGCCAACACGGUCAUACAUAUUCUCAACGGUGAGAACCCGGCGGCCAUGCAGCACGGACACGGACGGAGUCUGAACAUGCUUAGCUGUCCGUCCAUAUGGAUACUCAUACCGUCCUUAGUGAUGUUCAUCAACUUGAAUACAAAUUGAAAGCACAAUAUUAUUGGUGUGCGACUGCAGUGAGCGCGUGAAAAACGAAAAACGCUACGCCUAUAAAAUAACUUUAUUAUUGUAGGAGAAAAAAUAUAUUAAUAAUAAUAACGAUGACAGAUUAAGUGUGAAAUAAAUGAACACUGUAAAUACAUUUUUGAUUACGGACAUAUAGCUUUUAAUAAUUUCUAAAACACUGUUGUUUGAUAUUAAAUAAUAUUACGUCAUUACACACUACGCCAUGGUGUUUUAUAAUUUCAUUAAUACGUCUGUCGAUACCUUUAUAAUAUACCAAUUAAACAAUUUAUGAUUCGAUAAUAAUAAAAUACUAUUAUAAUAAUUAUAAUAAAAUAAAAAUAUUAUGUACUCUGUUACAAAUUUUAUCCGUGUUAGUUUUUAUUAUGUUUUAAAUGGUGUAUACGAUUCGUAUAUAGAAAAAUGUAUAUAUUGGUGAUAUUUAUUUGAUAUUUUCCAUGAUAUUAUGUAAAUCCAUACGUUUACGAUUUUGGCUUGUACAUUUUAGUUUUAAAAAUAUAAUAAUGUAGAAAUAAUGAAGAUAUGUUUCUUGGACAUAUUAUUAUACGCGUUAAAGAUAUAAAAUAAAUGACAAGUAAGGUCAUUUCAAUCAGGUGUUUAUUGUGUUGUACAUUUUAAGAUUAAGAACAAUGUUAAGUUUAUACAUCUAAUAUUAUAUUAUUGAGUACGUAUAUACACUAAUUUAUUCAUCGAUGUGUCCAACUCCCUAAAAAUUGUUUUAAUUUGUGUAAAUAAAUAUUUAUAAAGUAUUACGAAUAAGUAAUUUGUUCUGAUAUCUGAAAACAAUUUAUUUUACCAAAUAUUUUUUAACAAAUGACAACCUGGAUUGGAAUUUUAUAUAAAUACACGAUAAUGCGUUUUCGAAAUUUAACAUCUAACCGCUAAAAUAUACCUGUAAAAAAUAUGAAUGCAAAUAAUUAUUUUAAAGCCGAAAUGUCUUGGAAAUGUGUAACUAAUGUGAAGUUGGUUAAUUGAUAUUAUCAUGGUUGAAUGAGUCACCAAAGUCCAUGUUUUGUUUGCCAUAGUUCAACGUUUGCAAAACUUUACUAUUCGCUGAAAUAUUAAACUUAGUAACCCCUGAUGAAAUAAAACAAUACACUUCAUUGAACUAUUUGUGAAACAUUAAAGGGAAAUGCAAAUAUGUCUCAAAUUUUCGGGCUUUUGAGAAUUCUUUUUGAUAUUAGUUUUUGUACAAAAAGGAAAUGCACAGGAAUACAUUAUUUUUCUCUUUAAACAAUGUGUUCGUAUGUUUAUUCCAAAAGGAACAAAUAAGCUUUUGGUUUUACAACGUCAUCAUUUUUUUCUCAUUUUUUUUUUCACAAAUAUUUUUAGAGCAGUAAACUUUUUCAAAUUCUCUCAUGUAGAAUAUACAGUUCAUUGGAAAUCGAAUGUAAUUUGUGCUUUAAAAACUACAACAUUACUAAACAUAAAUUAUUAUUAUUAUUAUUUAAUAACCAAUCAUACAAACAAAACGUUUAAUUUUCAGUAUUACAGAUUAUCUAAAAAUAAACAUAUAUUAAAAAUCUAUAAAUUCAGAAUUUAACGACAAGUAUUUAUAACAAAAAUUGUAUUAUAUAUAGUACUAUUAUACAAACAUUAUAAACAAUUUGUUAUAAUUUGUUCAAGGUGAUUAUUUUGAAAGUAAACAUACAAGUAUUAACGUUUUUGGAAAUUGUUUUUAUUACUUGAUUCAAAAAAUUCAAAAAAUAAUAAUAAACAAAACAAAAAAAGGUAAAAAUAUAAUUGUUGAAAAAUAAUUUGUGUUAUACUUUAAAUUCAAAUUUAAAAUAUUUAAAAAUAUUUCUUUAAACGUUAAUACUUUAUUAGAAAAUACAAGCUAAACUUUAAAGUAAUCACGAUGUACGUAUCAUAUUAUAAAUCCAUACACAAUUUAUUUUUAUUUUUAAAUAACUUAACACCUUAAUAAGCAAUUUGUGAUGAUUCAAAUGUUUCUAAAAUUGUGAGCAAUAGAUGAAUCGUUAAACUAUAUAUUAUUUUAAUAAAAGUACUCAAUUGUAAAUUAUAGCACUGUCCAUGUAUGUAGUUAAACAGCUUAAACGAUUCUACUGUAUCUACCAACCAUUUUUUUUUUAAAUUAUAUUUAUUUUUUAACGUUCAAUAAAUAUCUUUAUUUUUUUUUUUAUUAUUAUAUUUAUAAAUUGUA